Molecule: messenger RNA, 949 nt
Organism: Chrysoperla carnea
Lineage: Eukaryota; Metazoa; Arthropoda; Insecta; Neuroptera; Chrysopidae
Gene: Coa7
Product: cytochrome c oxidase assembly factor 7 homolog
Exons: 5
Coding region: 85-858 (257 amino acids)
Cellular component (GO): mitochondrial intermembrane space
Molecular function (GO): protein binding
Source: RefSeq, a predicted model, not a curated record
UAAUUUUCCAUCAAACAAAUUAAAAUAUAAAUUGAAAUGAGAAUAGACACUUUUACAUAACAAAUUAUUAUCCAAGGUAUAAAAAUGGCAUUUGAUUUAAAGGAUGAAAAAUCGGUAAAAGAAUACUUAGAUAAGUUGGGCAUUGAAUAUAGAUUUGGAUGUUUUUCAGAAAGAAAUCCUGAAGCAUGCCAUUUACUUGGUGAUUAUUUAGAAGCCGUAAAAAAAGACUAUGAAAAAGCGGCAAAAAUAUAUAAAAAUAAUUGUGAAGAAUUGAACCAUCCUAAAAGUUGUCAUAAAAUUGGUAAUUAUACGUUAUUGGGGAAAGGACGUGAACCUGAAAAUCCGAAAUUAGCAUUAAAAUAUUUUAACAAAGGUUGUGACUUAAAUGAUCCUGAUGCGUGCCUUCAUUCUGGCUUAAUGCUUGUAACCAAUGGAGGGUUUGACCAAGUUGAUUACAAUUUGAAAAAGGCAAUGGAACAUUUGGACAAGGCUUGUGAAGGUAAUAAUUCAAACGCCUGCCAUUAUUUAUCUGGAAUGUAUAUCUCAGGUGUGAGAAAAGGAGGUGUUAAAUCACGUUUCAAUGCAAAUUCAGUAUUACAAGAAGACAACGUUCCAAAGACAAAUGAAUAUGAUUUACAAAAAGACAUGACUAAAGCAUUUUCAUAUGCAUUUAAAGCUUGCAAUUUAAAAAAUAUGUACGCAUGUGCGAAUUUAAGUCAGAUGUAUGCAAGGGGCGAAGGCACAGAGAAGAAUCCGGAAUUAGCUGAAAAAUAUAAAGCAAUUGCAAUUGAAUUGCAGGAUGAAUAUCGUACAAAAAAACAAACGUUAACAUUUCAAGAAGGGCUUAAACCUAAAUAAAUUAGACGCAUCAAUUUUAAUAUGUAAACUUGUACUGUAGUUAAUUAUUGUUUGCUUUUUUAUGUAAAUAAAAUUGUAUUAUUGUUGACAA